AUGAACGCGAAGGUCUCCAGGCUCUUCCCCAACUCUCCCUUCCAUGAUUCGUGCAAAAUCGACCUGGUCGAACAGCAACGAUGUAGCUUCGACGCUGGCCCCAAGAAAUCCAGCCCGAAAGAGGCCGAAGAUGUUGCCAGACGAAAGACUUGCGGUGUCAAGGCUAGCGGAAGCAACACCACCGACGACGCGCCUGCUAUCGUCGAAGCGUUCAAGCAGUGCGGCCGGCGCGGCAGGGCCAUGUUCGAGCCAACGACAUACUAUGGCAACUCCGCUGUGAAUGCCACAUGGCUGGAAGAUGCCAAGAUUGAUCUCCAAGGAAUUCUGCUGUUACGACACCGUCCUACAAAAGGCCUGUCACCCCGCUCUCAGAUCUUGGUUCAAUCUGCACGUUGCGCCAAGCCAAACACUACCAAGACUUUCGUUUGA
Colletotrichum orchidophilum is the source of this 429-nucleotide messenger RNA. RefSeq lists its product as uncharacterized. NCBI's taxonomy places the organism in Eukaryota, Fungi, Ascomycota, Sordariomycetes, Glomerellales, Glomerellaceae. The transcript is spliced from 2 exons. The record is from RefSeq and is a predicted model, not a curated record. Bases 1 to 429 code for a protein of 142 amino acids.